GGGCAGCGCGGAGUCGGCGCGGCGCGAUGGGGCGGCCGCAGUAGGGCCGGGCCGGCGCGAUGGGUUCGGAGCGCGGGGCGCCGCUGCCGCUUCCCCAGGAAGGGCGGCCGCUGGAGGCGGACCGGGGCGGCGGGAGCGGCUGCGCUUGCGGCCGGCGGGGCUCGGGCGCGUGGCGGGCGGUGGCCGGCUUCUUCGCGCUCUCGCUGGCGCUGCACCUCGUCACGUUGGGCUGCUACCUGGAGCUGCGCUCGGAACUGCGCCGCGAGCGGACGGCGCCCGAGGCCGGCUGGCAGCCGCGGGGCACGGCCCGAGCCCAGGCGGCCCCCGCGCCCCCCCGUCCCGCCCGGGCUCUCGCGCCCGGCUGGCGGUGGCAGCAGCAGGAGCGCGUCCCCGGCGAGCCCGGUAGCGGCGGCCCGCGGCAGGUGGCCUUGCUGAAUGUCUUCUCCCCUGAGAAGCCUCUCUUUAGAGAGGAAAGCCGCCGUGUGCGCAGAAACAAAAGAAGCAAGAACAACGAAGGAUCAGAAAGCACAAGUCCUUCUAAAAGGAAGAAAGGCAAAAAAGCUGGCCCUCCAGGACCUGCUGGGCCCCAAGGCCCUCCUGGGCCACCUGGGCCCCAAGGCCCCCCCGGAAUUCCAGGUAUCCCUGGCAUUCCAGGUACCACAGUGAUGGGACCUCCAGGACCUCCGGGACCUCCAGGCCCCCAGGGACCCCCUGGAUUGCAAGGUCCCACCGGUACAGCAGAAAGAGCAGGGCCUCGGGAUUCACAGCCAGCAGUAGUUCACCUUCAAGGACAGGGCUCGGCUAUCCAAGUCAAGAAUGAUCUUUCAGGUGGAGUCCUUAAUGACUGGUCUCGCAUAACAAUGAACCCGAGAGUGUUUAAGCUGCACACCCGGAGUGGCGAGCUGGAGGUACUGGCAGACGGCACGUACUUCGUCUAUAGUCAGGUAGAAGUAUAUUACAUAAACUUCACAGAUUUUGCCAGCUUCGAGGUGGUGGUGGAUGAAAAACCUUUUCUGCAAUGCACUCGGAGUAUUGAGACAGGAAAGACCAACUUCAACACCUGCUACACAGCUGGGGUUUGUCUCCUCAAAGCUCGGCAGAAGAUUGCUGUUAAAAUGGUCCACGCUGACAUCUCCAUCAACAUGAGCAAGCAUACCACCUUCUUUGGGGCCAUACGGCUAGGGGAUGGACCCUCUUCUUAAGGACCUUGGGACCUCAGGCGGGGGCUUCUGAAACCACCUGGCAUCACUGUUCAAAAGAUUGGGAAGAGUGAAAGAAAGAACUGAUGAGAUAUUUAUUUUUUUAUGUAACUACCGGAAGUAAGCCAGGUUUCCCUUGGUGCCAGUGGAGCAGUGCUAAAAAAUGGAGCACUGCUAGGGGGGAGGGCAAGCCUGCAAGACCUUCUACCUGAGCUGUAUAUAUCACAUCAGAGGCAGGCGGUCAGAAGGCCACUUCCUUCCCACAACUUGCACUGAUAAGAGUUACUAUGGCAACAGAUGAUGGAAGGUAUGCAACUGAAUGCUCUCCAGGAGGAUGUACGUUAACGGCAAAAGAUUUUCUCCCCCUCUUUAUUUUUGAUACCAAAUAUACAAAGGACCUAGAAUGUGGCCAGGACACAUCCAAAUUCUGAUCAUAAUAAGUUUCACAUUUUAGAAACUGGAAUUACAGAUGAAGGGACUAUUUAUGAAGCUGGAAGUUGCCUUUGGCAAAAAACACACUACCCAGUUAAAAUAAUGAAUUCGACUUUCAAAAGCAAAUGUGUUGCAGGUUUUUAAAAAAGAGGUUUCUUUCUGGAUUUGGUUUUGUAGGGUCUGUCUCUACCAUGAGAUGUUCAGAAUGUGGAAUUCCCUAUUCAGUCUUGAUACUUUUCUUCCAGACCAAGAUUAGCAGGGGGUGGUGGUGGUGGUGUGUCUUUCUUCAAACUUCCCAGUGGGCUGAGUCAGGGCAGUAAAACACAAUCUUGCCUUGCACAGUAUAUUUGUCCUGAGAUGUGGACAAGCUACCUGUUUCCUAUUAAGAAAAGAGAGGCUAAGGGAAGGCAGUUAGGCAGUUCUGGGAUUGAGUUCAGACUUGGGUGGAAUCUGGGAAGCAACUUUUUCCAAUGUAUACAGAUCAAUUUCAGCCAAACUUUAAAGCGACUGCUUCCCACCUGAUACUUUAACGCUGUGAAUUAUAAUUGCAAAGACAAUAUGACUGGGUACUCUAUUUUUUUGUGGAGCAAUUCUGGCAAACUAUCAAGUCAGCUGGCGAGGGGGAUCAUUUAGAGUUUGACUCUGUCUUUUAGAACAGGGGUCCCCAACCUUGGCGACUUUAAGACUUGUGGACUUCAACUCCCAGAAUUCCUCAGCCAGCAAAGCUGCUGAGGAAUUCUGGGAGUUGGUCCACAAGUCUUAAAAUCACCACGGUUGGGGACCCCUGCUUUAGAAAGGUGAUGGGAGAAAAUUAAAGCAACGAUUGUGAUGAUGUAAUCUGUUUCUUCCAGCUUUCUGCCAGGGAGACAAAAAAUGUCACCAGUUUGUUUCAGCCAAACCAGCUCUUAGUAACGGCCAUCCUGGUAGAGUAGUUGGAGAAGCAGAAAAGUGCCAGCAUGGUGCUUGGUUUUAAUUGGCAACUGUAAAGAUGAAAUUCUACAAUUGUGCUAUGCACAGAUGUCUUGAUUCUCCUGUUCUCAUUUAUUUGCAAAGAUGAAGAAAUGCUUCUGAAAAAGGUUUGCGUAUUAUCUGCAGGCUCUGGUUUAGCAAUGACUUUUAAAAGAAAGCUGCAGCGAUGCCAGUCCCAUCAUUUCCAGUGAUGUAAGGUUGUUUCAUUUUGGAAAUAGUGGCCCAAGACUGAAAACUCCCCAAGAAAUAUUUAAACCUUCUCUGUUUUUGCCCUUCCAUCAGCAACAUAAGGGCCAAGGCUCCAGGCCAACGGUUCUGUUUGUCCAGUGGGACACUUACAAGUAAUCCUUGACUUAUGGCCACCAUUUCUGUUGCUAAGUGAAACUUUUGUUGUGAGUUUUGCCCCAUUUUACCACAAUUGUUAAGUGAAUCGCUGCAGUUAAUAACAGAGGUGUUCAGUGA
Messenger RNA from Crotalus tigris (Tiger rattlesnake), 3062 nucleotides. It is a transcript of the gene EDA, whose product is annotated as ectodysplasin A. The coding region runs from base 60 to 1202 and encodes 380 amino acids. Gene Ontology annotation, biological process: immune response; animal organ development. The transcript has 8 exons. The record is from RefSeq and is a predicted model, not a curated record. Gene Ontology annotation, cellular component: membrane. NCBI's taxonomy places the organism in Eukaryota, Metazoa, Chordata, Lepidosauria, Squamata, Viperidae. Gene Ontology annotation, molecular function: tumor necrosis factor receptor binding; death receptor agonist activity; death receptor binding.